AUGGGCGACUUAGAACUCAUGGUGGAGAACAUACUGGACAACACUCUCGGCACGACAACCUAUUUGAUGUUGUUUCUAUUCCGAUUCAGCAAAAUGAUUAAGCACGUGAUUGCCACGAUGAAACGAGAGCUCGCGGAGGACGAUUUUCGGAAUAACGAGGAGAAACAACUGUAUUUGACUUAUAAUAUCAUCUCUGACAAUUUUGGGAGAUAUGCAGUGAGGACGACUGCUGUUAUAGUGGUGAUGUGGUACUCCACUCCUAUGUUGAAAUUGCUGAAAGGCACAGGAAAUGGAACAGGAAUGUACCGAUUACCGUUUCGAAUUCACUCUUUUUUUGACUACGAAGACAAUUUUAAGUACUACAUGCUGUUGUACGCGUAUGAGCUGCCUAUAAUGUGUAUAGGGAUAUUUCAUAUAACUAGUAUUAGUCUGCUGCUUAGUUUGGUGUUACAUGUUUGCGGUAAAUUUUCGAUUUUGUCGUAUCGUAUACAGAACAUUGUAGAGGAUUCGGAGAAUGGAUAUCAGUCGAAAGUUAAGGAGUUAGUGGAGAGACAUGUGGAGUUAAUAAUGACAGCAAAUGCUCUCAAUUCUGCGCUCCAACUCAUCCUCGCGUUGGAACUUCUACAAACAAGCGUUAGAAUGGCUGUCUUGAUGUACACGAUUCUUCUGCUACCUAGUGACGAUCUCGUGGAUAUUUUUACGUACGGUCUUUACGUUAUGAUAGUCACCUUGAUGCUGUAUCUGUACUCCUACAUAGGUGAACAAUUACAGUACGAGUCCACAAAAGUGAACGACGCUUACUACGACGCUAACUGGCUCAAAUUGUCGACUCGCGAUCAAAAGUUGCUACUAUAUUGCAUGUGCAAUGGACGUAGAACACUGAGUCUUACUGCUGGAAAAUUUUACUCGUUCUCAUUGUUCGGUUUUAUCAAAUACAUGGGUCAUCGAAGCUCUUCUAAAAGUCCGACUAUUCCAACUUCUUCACAAGAAAUAUAUCAGCCAUUACCUCUGAAUUACCUGAACCAUUACUCCACUAAACUGAGAACUAUCGAGAGAUCACUAUUAAUUAUUACAACAAGAAAAGUCGUCGACUCGAAUGAUUCUAGCAACAAAGUUUGCUUGUACACCGUCGAUCACGGUAAGAAAAAACGUCAGAAGAAAGCGUUCGGUCACUAA
Messenger RNA from Megachile rotundata (alfalfa leafcutting bee), 1176 nucleotides. Its product is annotated as odorant receptor 82a-like. Gene Ontology annotation, molecular function: olfactory receptor activity; odorant binding. The record is from RefSeq and is a predicted model, not a curated record. Gene Ontology annotation, biological process: detection of chemical stimulus involved in sensory perception of smell; sensory perception of smell. Lineage: Eukaryota; Metazoa; Arthropoda; Insecta; Hymenoptera; Megachilidae. Gene Ontology annotation, cellular component: plasma membrane.